Molecule: messenger RNA, 1115 nt
Organism: Pyrus x bretschneideri (Chinese white pear)
Lineage: Eukaryota; Viridiplantae; Streptophyta; Magnoliopsida; Rosales; Rosaceae
Product: reticulon-like protein B8
Exons: 6
Coding region: 171-917 (248 amino acids)
Source: RefSeq, a predicted model, not a curated record
AUACAUAUUCGAGUCCUGCACGCCAUUCAGUGUUAAUUUUUGGACUUGUCCUCUGCAACUUCAGUGCUCUGCACGCAUAUGCCAUAACAAUUCAUAAUCCACCAGCAAAACCCAUCAUCCUCUGCUUCUUCUCUCUUGCUCUAAUCUCAUCUGGUCAGUGUGUAGCAGCAAUGUCUGAGAAAAUAAAUGCCGAGGAUAUUUUGAACAACAUUGUGGGCACACUUGCUGAUAAAAAACAGAAACCUGGUUCUUUUUUUGGGGAAGACACAUCAAGCUCAGUCACUACUCAGUUCAACUUCAACCGGCUGUUUGGACGCCAGAAACCUGUCCACCACAUUCUGGGUGGAGGAAAAUCUGCUGAUGUCUUGUUGUGGAGGAACAAAAAAAUUUCGGCUAGUUUUUUAACUGCUGCGACUGUUGUGUGGGUGCUCUUCGAAUGGCUCAAUUAUCAUUUCUUGACUCUUGUGGGGUUUGCUUUGGUUCUUGGCAUGAUUGCUCAGUUUCUGUGGUCAAAUUUUUCGGGCAUGAUUAACAGGUCCCCAUCUAAAGUACCUCGACUUGUUCUGCCUAAGGACUUAUUUGUCAAUAUUGCCGUCUCAAUUGGUGCUGAAAUUAAUCGAGGGUUGGCAUUUGUUCAAGAUGUGGCAUGUGAAGGAAAUGUGAAGCAAUUUCUUGUGGUUGUAGUAAGCUUGUGGAUUGCUGCUGUGAUAGGAAGCUGGUGCAAUUUUCUGACCGUUGUGUACAUUGGUUUUGUUGCUGCUCACACAUUGCCGGUUCUGUACGAGAGAUAUGAGGAUCAGGUUGACAACUUUGUAUAUCAGGUCCUCGGGCAGCUUCAACACAAUUACCGGAAGUUGGAUACUGGCGUCCUCAGCAAGAUCCCUAGUGCAAAGCUGAACUGGAAGAAGUACGAAUAGUUUCAUUUAGCAACGCAAAUGAUAUGUCCCCGAUAUCUCUGGAGUUGAGUGGAUUAUCAUGUUCCAAAAGAGGUAAAUGUAGGGGUAAGAAAAACUGAAUAUUACUGUUGUAGGGACAGAAACCAGACAGUCGUUUGAUUAUUACUGAAGCAUGUAUAUUGUUCUUGAGAAGUUCCAAAUGCAACUGCCAUUUAAUCA